AUGAAGACAAUUCUCAUAACUGGAGCUAGUAGGGGUAUUGGUUUGGAGUUUGUACGCCAGCUGGCCAGGCGUAAACCAACUCCAGCGUUCGUCUUCGCCUCUUGCAGGUCGCCUGAUGGUGCCAAGGAUUUGCAAGCUGUAGCAGCGACUCACACAAAUGUCAAGGUCUUAGAAUUAGAUGUGCAAAAUGAAUCCACUUACGGGCCGGCAGUCGAGACUGUUUCCAAUCUUGUCGGAGAGGCUGGGCUUAAUGUUCUACUCAACAAUGCCGGCAUCUAUUCUACAGAGAGCUGUGAGACAGUCGGUAGGGACCUCCUCACGAACAUCUUUGACAUCAAUGUCAUUGGUCCAAUGCGCCUCACACAGGCUUUCCUACCACUUCUGAGACGAGGAGCGCUUCACAGCCGAGUGGAAAGUUUCGGUAUGGACAGAGGAGCCGUUAUCAACAUCUCCACUGGGUUUGGUAGUAUAGCUGCAAAUCAAAGCGGUGGGCAUGCUGGCUACAGAGAGAGCAAGGCUGCUCUCAACAUGUUCUCAAAAAAUCUAAGCCUGGAACUGAAAGCAGACAAGAUCCUGGUCCUAUCGCAGUGCCCAGGCUGGGUCUCAACUAGCAUGGGUGGACCAACUGCCACCAGAACACCUGAGAGUUCUGUAUCUGAUAUGCUUCAACUAUUCUCCAUGCUUUCUGAGGAGCACACUGGCUGCUUUCUUGCUAAUCAUAUCCCACUGAAAUUCAAUCAGUUUUAGAGGCAUGACCAGCUAACUUGUUUCCACAUUCUAUUUUUUUUACUUUACCACAAAAGAGGGAAAAUACUAUUUUAACAUUUUUCACACGUCUUCUAUUUCACAAAAUUAUUGGAUAGUUCAUGGUGUCUGACCAUGUAGACCUCAAAACGUGAUGUUCUACCUUUUAUAUUAAAAUUAUGAAUUUGUAUCUUCUAGAAAUACUCAAUUCCUCUUGAUAGUGUACAAUGUAUCAUUU
This is a messenger RNA of Strongylocentrotus purpuratus (purple sea urchin), 982 nucleotides long. Its product is annotated as C-factor. The transcript is spliced from 5 exons. The record is from RefSeq and is a predicted model, not a curated record. Bases 1 to 747 code for a protein of 248 amino acids. NCBI's taxonomy places the organism in Eukaryota, Metazoa, Echinodermata, Echinoidea, Camarodonta, Strongylocentrotidae.